AUGGCAGAAACAGAGAGCAACGACGAGGAGCAGUUCGAGUGCCAGGUGCAGGUGGGGGUCCCCAAGGAGGAGGAGGACGCGGGCCUGGUGGCCGAGGCCAAGGCCGUGGCUGCCGGCUGGAUGCUCGAUUUCCUCUGCCUCUCUCUUUGCCGAACUUUCCGCCACUGCGGCUCCGAGGACUUCCGGCGGACCCGCAACAGCGCAGAGGCUAUUAUUCAUGGACUAUCCAGUCUAACAGCUUACCAGUUGAGAACAAUAUACAUAUGUCAGUUUUUGACAAGAAUUGCAGCAGGAAAAACCCUUGAUGCACAGUUUGAAAAUGAUGAACGAAUUACACCCUUGGAAUCAGCUCUGAUGAUUUGGGGUUCAAUUGAAAAGGAACAUGACCAACUUCACGAAGAAAUACAGAAUUUAAUUAAAAUUCAGGCUCUAGCUGUUUGUAGGGAAAAUGGCAACUUUAAAGAAGCAGAUGUCUUUGAAAGAAUAUUUGGUGAUCCAAAUUCUCAUAUGCCUCUCAAAAGCAAAUUGCUUGUGAUAAUCUGUCAGAAAGAUACAUUUCAUUACUUUUUUCAACACUUCAGCUACAACCACAUGAUGGAGAAAAUUAAGAGUUAUGUGAGUUAUGUGCUAAGUGAAAAAUCAUCAACCUUUCUAAUGAAGGCAGCAGCAAAAGUCGUAGAAAGUAAAAGAACAAGAACAAUAACUUCUCAAGACAAACCUAAUGGUAAUGAUGUUGAAAUGGAAACUGAAGCUAAUUUGGAUACAAGAAAAAGGUCUCACAAGAAUCUUUUCUUAUCUAAGUUGCAACAUGGAACCCAGCAACAAGACCUUAAUAAGAAAGAAAGAAGAGUAGGAACUCUUCAAAGUACAAAAAUAGAAAAAAGAAAGCAGAAGAGCCACUGAAAGCAGAAUACCUGUUUCAAAGAGUCAACCAGUAACUCCUGAAAAACAUCGAGCUAGAAAAAGACAGGCAUGGCUUUGGGAAGAAGACAAGAAUUUGAGAUCUGGUGUGAGGAAAUAUG
Messenger RNA from Symphalangus syndactylus (siamang), 1022 nucleotides. RefSeq names its product telomeric repeat-binding factor 1-like. Gene Ontology annotation, biological process: negative regulation of DNA replication; telomere maintenance via telomerase; negative regulation of telomeric D-loop disassembly. Gene Ontology annotation, molecular function: DNA binding, bending; ankyrin repeat binding; microtubule binding. Gene Ontology annotation, cellular component: nuclear telomere cap complex; nucleus; chromosome, telomeric region. The record is from RefSeq and is a predicted model, not a curated record. Lineage: Eukaryota; Metazoa; Chordata; Mammalia; Primates; Hylobatidae.